Molecule: messenger RNA, 927 nt
Organism: Psilocybe cubensis
Lineage: Eukaryota; Fungi; Basidiomycota; Agaricomycetes; Agaricales; Agrocybaceae
Exons: 2
Coding region: 1-927 (308 amino acids)
Source: RefSeq, a predicted model, not a curated record
AUGCGCUCCGACCCAAAAGCACCCAUGGAAGACCUCAACUUCAUCCUCAUCGAUCGCUCCGGCGCCCUCGUCUCCGAAUGGACGCGCGCCUUUACCGAACAUAUCCAAGACCGCGCCCUCCGUGCCAGGUUCACACCUCUCACCUUACACAGCGGUGCGCUCGCCGAUCUCGACGCCGCGCACAAGCAGUUCGAUUGUGUCGUGUCGCCCGCUAACUCGUAUGGGCGCUUAGACGGCGGGAAACCAUUGUCGCGAUCCCCUACAAUGUUUCGAAGUGAAAUGACAGCGUUGCUGACGCGGUUUUCCCAACCCACGUUCUUCUAUCCCAUCCUCAGAUUCGAUCAAGCAAUAUCCGAUGCACUCUCACCCACUGACCCACACCUCCCGACGCAGCUCGCGCAAUCGCUCCUCUACGACCGCUGGAAAGGCUACGCGCCGCCGGGGACAUGCACACUCCUCUCGCUCGCGGAUACAUCCUGCACUCCAAAUGCACACGGAUGCGCGUACAUCGCACUCUGCCCGACGAUGCGCGUGCCGCAGGACGCGACGUGGGAUAGGGAGGUCGUGUACAAUACGAUGUGGGCGUUGCUCGUGGAACUGGAGAAGCAUAAUCGCCAGGCUGUUGCGUCGGGCUCCAGGGAAAGCUCUAUCAGCAAUGUCCAUGAUGGAAUAUCUGGGGGUGCAUCGGACGGUACAUUAACCAAAGAAUUGCACUCAGAAAGCCCAUGCACGCCAAUACGAACGGUGCUGAUGACCGGCUUUGGGACAGGCACGGGAAAGCUAUCAGCGGCGCGCUGCGCGCAGCAGAUGGCUCUGGCUGUUGAACACUUCGCCGACGCUUGUGCGCAUCCGCGUAAAUGGAGCGCCCUCGAAUGGGACGACGCGUUUUCGUACGCAGACGAGGUGAAGCUGACGCAUACUCUGUAG